This is a messenger RNA of Pocillopora meandrina, 10690 nucleotides long. NCBI's taxonomy places the organism in Eukaryota, Metazoa, Cnidaria, Anthozoa, Scleractinia, Pocilloporidae. The record is from the annotation of a GenBank genome assembly.
CCUGAAUGCUGUUGUUAUGAUAAAAUACGCGGCCGACCCCUAGACCAACUGGUCCUGAAGGCGCGAGAAAUUUUGAGGUUUGAAGAUAAUGAAAUCCAAAGGAAGUUCUUGGAAUGCUGCUCUUUCCGACCUCUCAUUACGGCCGGCGUAAUCGGGAAGGCCUCACGGAAACUCUGCGUAAACUUGUCACAGCCGUGCGCCUUGGAUUAAAUUCUGUUUUUUCGGGAAGAUCGGCCCAUUCUCGAUUAAUUUUGCAUCUCGCGGGAAAAGUUAAACGAAUGGGCAAGUGCAGAAGAAAAUGCCUGCACUCAAAGCCUAUAGCAACCCAACGAAUUUUUUUAUUUGAUUUCAUUUCCGGUAGCUUUGGUCGCGCGUCAAUCAGUCGGCGUUUUCAAAGGCAAGAGGGUGGUCUUGGCUCUUGUGCGAAACAAACUGCGCGGGUAUAACUGACAAUGGAUCACGUGAGAGCCAAUCACAACGACGCUACUAAGUUGUAUUAGUCAAUUAGCGUAGAGCCACACGAUAGUAAAUUUGCCAAUGAUUUGUGUUGGAGACAACAACAGCGUAAACUUAGCAUAGCGCCUCAAAUGCGAAUUAUUGCGAUUGGGGAAGGGAAGAGGAACUUAAAACUCCCACGCUUCUCGCUUCAUCGACAUAUUGGGAAAAAAUUCCAAGGCGAUUACAACAUCUCAAGGCGGGGUCCUAAAAAUUCAAAGCGCACGGGCAAAGGUUUCAUUCAAGCGUCGCGCGCACGGCACUAAAAUUAUUUUUCAAGUGCGCGCACCAUGAGUGAGCCUAGCACGGGAACAGAUGAAACCAGCGCUAAGGACUCUUCGACGGAAGGAACACAGGAAACGGUGAACGAACUUGUUCAGGAUGAAAAGCCGUUGUCUGCAACGGAAGUGCCCAGGAAAGGCAAACGAGGAAGGCCGCGAAAGAACUUUGCCGAGGUAGUGUGUGGUAAACAAAUGUAACGUGUUACGGAGCUGCCUCAUUCCGAUCAUGGUGGCGAAUUUCGGAACAUGCAGUAGGGUCAUAUAAGAGAAUAUGAGGUCAUUUGGCAAGGACUAAAAUUAGCGCAGCUUAAAUAUCAAUGGUAAAUGUUUGUUAACUUUUUCACCGCAGAAGCCUGAGGACGAUGGUACACCCGUGAUAAAAAGGCCCAGAGGGCGACCGAAAGGCUCCAAAAAUAAAAAUCCCAAGGUAUGAUAUUUUGUAGAUGGUAAAUUUUUCCUGCCUUCUGUACGCCAAUAUUGUGCGUUAACUUCGAUUCUUACAGCAGCGUGCUUCAUAUAAGUUAUUGUAUUGCUAUAGAAUCUGUGUUAUGCAUGUUUUGUUAUUAAUAUUUUUGGCUCAGAUUGUUGUCCUUGAGCGAAAAAUUAUUCCGCUGUCCCGUGAUGUUGCGCGCAGAAAUUUUGGUGCGACAGUUUGAGUACGGACCGGUUCCCAAUUUUUCGGUGCUUCGCUGUAAAAAUUGCGCAUCUGGGAGUUGUUUUUCGUCGUUUCUGGUGCCAAUCCAAAUAAAUGUAACUUUGCACAUGAGUUUUUCCGUUGAACACGCUAUUGUGAUGUGCUUAAUAAUGCAGAAAGACAAGUGCCAGUCGCAUUGUACUCUCAAUGUUUACAACUGUGGUGCAUAAUAACUUAGUUAUGCGUGCUAAGCAUCACUAAGUAGAGGUACCGAAGUACUCCCUGAGACACGAAAGUCUCGCGGCCGCCAAGCACUCGCUAAGUGCACUCUCGUUCGCUUUGCGUAUAAUGUUAUCGAGAAUUUACUUUCCUUUUACUCAACUUCCGGUAAUUAAAACCCGUGUGUAAAACUUUUCGCGAUCGUCUGUUCCUCAAAGCAUGAAAUUCUCUGCAUAGUUUCUUGCAGUACACCCAUAAAUCACGUGAGGUUUCCAGCGACGCAUGCGUGCGUGUUUCGCGAUGCAGCACGUGUUGUAGCUGUUGUUUUCGCGGGAAAAAUAUUAGCGCGCCAUGUUGGAGCACCGUCUUUCAAUGACAUCGUAAUAAAGAACUUCCACGUGCGCGGUUUUUUUUGGAGUGUUUUGUGAAGGAUCUUUUGUUCCACAUCUGCACAAUGUGUGUAGUGGCUUAGAUCGGAAAACACAGACACUAUGAAAGGUCCACAACUGUGAUAUUGUGGGAUAAGUCUUGGCUCUGUGCCCGAUAAGAAACGAUAAAAUUAUCGUGGAAAAUCGAGUGGAAAUCAAUGGAAUUAGGGCUGAAACUGAACGCCGUUGCCACGCGCUGAAAGAAUUGCAAUCCUACGCGGAUGUAAAAGUGGGUUAUAACUUCCUACUCUAAAGCGGUAGUCGAUUGGAAAUUCGUUUAGCGAUAAGAAGGCGUAUGAAAAUGUGUCCCUCAUAAAUUGAUUUUUUUCACGUGGGAUUCGUGAUACGUAAUACAAACAUUGUACACCGUAGUUACCAAGUGAUCGCUCAUUGAAAUCGCUGAUCAACGAGUGACUUUCGGAAGAAAAAGUCUUGAAUGAAUGUAAAAAGGAAGUUUUGCCCCAUCCGCUGAUUUUUUGUUUUUUCAUGAUUUUGCAAAACACCUCGUUCAUAACACUUCCUACAUUUGAGGUAGUAGACACUUGACGUUUACUCUUAAGGAACACGUGCAUUCGACGCGGUUUCAUCGAUAGAAUUUCAUGAUCGGUUUGAAAGCGUUGGUGUUCUCGAUUUCUUUUUCAAUUUCACGAAAAUUACUCGGACCGUCUUUGUGCUGGAAGUUUUAAACGAAUGGUGAAGUUUCGAAGUACUAUUUUCAAAUACACACCGGAAACCGCAGGAAAGUACCUUUCGCUUUCGUCCUUUGUUUCGCUGGAAAGAACGUUAAGACAACAAAGCAGAGCAAAGAAACACUUUUAUUAUCUCUGUUUAAUUCUUGCCUAAUGUUGUUUUGGUGAACAAUUGCAGUGAGGUACCUGAGGAAAAAAAACACAUAACUUUUGUUCGUGUGUGUCCCUGCGUUUGCACGGAUCACACGCUUCAGAGUUCAGAUUUUUUAAAUUCACGGUUUCAUCGUCUCCGGUCGGCCACCCACUUGAUAUGCUAAUCGGGACAAAUUUGAAAACAAUUUAGAGAUAUCGCUUAAUCAUUUUUAAUCCCACAGCCGGGUAUACAUUGCAGGUGACACAUUGCUUUAAAAGAAACUUUGCCUAGGCUUUCUUUGAAUUUUGUCAACAAUGUCAACUUUUCAAGUUCUGCACUGCAGCUGCCAUGAGAUGGAGGUUGCUCUGAGGAGUCUUCCUGUUUUAAUUUUGUUCCGAUUUCUUUCAUAUUACGGCCAAUUCAAACGGUUAAUCACUCCUUAUUUGAAAAACAUCACCAAAAAUCGACGUUAAGUAAUCAUAAAUGCUAAAUAGGACCAACUUUCUAAAACUUGAUUAGAAAUUGCAACGUAUAUAAACCCAAGUCAUGAAAAUUUUCGUUUUUCUUAACCUGAUAGUUUGAUGGUGGAAUAAUUUCCAAUGUAAUUUUCUAUAGAAACAUGCAUAUUUAUAAAUACAUUUGGUGUCACCUUUCCUCCAUAGAGACUAAUAAAAUCAAAAAUAAAAAUAGAAAUGGAAAAUAAAUGCAUCAAGGUACAUGAAUAUUUUCAUUAGUUAACCUUAAAAAAAAAUUCACUGCCUUUGAGAAACUAGUAUUGCACAAUCUCUUUCACUGAAUGUUGGUUUUAUUUGUUAUUAUUGGUUGGUGAUUUUAAAUAAUUAUACAACCACAUGGCCAUAAGAUUUAAUGAAGGCUGUUUUUGACAGUUGUUAUAAAUAUAUGAGGUCAAUGACAAGCUAUUUUUGGACAACACUUGACAAAAAAACCUCUGUGAGUCAUGCAAAGCUGAAAAAAAGAACUAAUAGCAAAAAGAUUGAUGUCUGGGUCCUUUUAAAAUUUUCAGAGUUGGAUGCCAAAUGGGUGUAGCAUCAGUCUUUGUCUAUUUUGACCUUUUUUGUUAUGAGUAAUUGUGGGCAAUAUGUCCAUAGGGAGAGGGUUAUUUUUUUUUUUUUUGAUAGAUGUAGAUGUCUACAAUCAAAGGGGUGGAUUUAGCUUAGUCUAGAUUCAUUUUCCUUGAGUGGCUUAAAAAAAGGUGUCUUUUUGAAAACCACACUUUAUGUAUGAUUGGUGGAUCGUUUAUGAUCAGUUAUAAAAUUGUAAGCUCUUUUGAUCAUAAAUCUUUGGGAAAUAAUUGAAAGGCUCAGAGCAAGAACGAUCCCUUGAUUUUUCGGCCAUUGAUUUUUCAGUCCACAUGCCAAAAUUCAACUACUUCUGAACACUUUCAAAAAUGGCCGAAAAAUCAAGGGAUCGUUCUUGCUCUGAGCCUUUCAAUUGGAAAUUAAGGAUCUGAGAAAUGUAGGUAACAGAUGAUAGAAGAAAUAGAUGAAAAGAAAGAAAAGGAGAAAAAAGAAGAAGGAGUAGAGAUAGACAAAAAUGCUCAUAGUCUGAUAUACUUUUAAUUCACCUCAAUAAUACAAAGCCAAGCUAAAAUGAAGACAAAGUGAAACUGAGGAGAAACCUUUGGUUUGAUGUGGGUCCGUCCUGGUCAGAUCCGAGGUUAACCCUCUAAACCCUUAGAGUGACUAACCUCAAAUUUCUCCCUACAAUAUCAUCCCAGAAUCACACAUUAAGGUCAUGAGAAUAAAGGGAAUGAUCACUAAGGAAAGAAGCUUUUGAUCACCAAACAAAUUCUCCUUGUCAGCACCUUAGGAAAUGUAUAAAGAGCAGUAAGGAGAAUAUGCAUACUGAUGUUAGGGUGUAAAGGGUUUAGGCGGGAAAGAAGAAGAGGACCAUGUUUAUUGUUCCCUGUGACAAUUUGAAAUUUCUACCAUCUGCAAAGCUGAUAUAACAUGCACCCACAUGUAAACUAAAUUUUCCUUAGAGUUCUUGGGCCCUCAGAAAGUCUUUCCUAUGUUCCUCUGCUCCUCAAACUUAUCUAGGAUAUUGCUCACAAUUUUGCAUGUUUAACACCCUGUUCACAAGGUUAGCUUACUUUUAUCAUUCUCUAAAGAAGUCUACAGUAUCCUUCAUCCCUAACUAUACAACAGACCAUAAUGCCAUAUUCACCACGACAACAUAAAAAUAUAUGCUAAAUGUGGUAGAUUAGCAUUCUUUGUACCUCCCAUAACUUAUUUCACAACAGCAAAAACAUGUUGGAUUGGUCCACAAGCUGAUUACCUACAACAGCUGUUUCUGCCUUAUUCAAAUACCCUAUUGAUGAAAUAUAAAUAACACAUGCAAUGAGCCUUGUAAUUGGGUUAUUGACUGAGCAGGAAGCUCUCAAAUCUGUUAAAAUGCUUUUAUAUUCUCAAGUGUUGCUUUCAAUUAGGAAAACAACUUGUAUCAAAGAAGACACCAUUAUCAUUACAGCUUUGUACAAAGGCGCUCCACAUUUAUACAUUUGGAUAAUUUCAAAAAACUAGAAAGCUGAAUGAUGUAGAUGUGCAUUGUUUUAGUUGGGAAAGAUUUCUUCAGGCUUUAAUGUUUCCAAUUAUCAGCCAAUGAGCAAGAUUCUAAGAUUUGAGUAAACCUAUCAUUUCAUUACCAGCUGUAAUUAACAAGGUGUGUCUGCUGAAACUCAUUAUUAAGUAUUUUUCUCAUCAAAACAAGCUUAAUAAAGGAUUCCCCUAUUGAAAAUAUAUACUUUUAUCAUUGGCUGUAGUGUUUUUAACCCUUUCAUCAGGACUAGAAUAUUGCAUCAACAUUGAUUACCAAAUCUUAUUCAUUGUAAAAAGAAAAAGGAAAAAGAGAAAUAAAACUAGAGAAAAAUUCAUCAACAUAGGGGUACAAGACCUCAAAUUCCUUUAUAAAUCCUGAAAAAAAUGAACUGGUAUAGGAUAUAGCCAUGCAUUUUUACAUUUUUAUAGCCAUGCAGUUUGUGAUACGAGAUAAUAUAGAUUUAGCUAAGCCUAAAAGUGGAACUCGCACUUUUUUUUUUCCUGCACAUCUCAAGGGCACAAUGCCUUGCCCUGGCUAGGACUAGAACCUGGGUGGUCCGACUUGGAGCCCAGUGCACUGACCACUGGACUACUGAACAAAGCCAUGGCAUUGGUAUGCCCGCGGUACAGUUGACCACGCAUGUUAAAAGUAGCACCUUGUAUGGUCGUACAGUCAUGCGGUCAUACAUCCAAAUUUUUUUGGCUUGAUGGGUUACUAGUAUUUUGUUUAAUUAUGGGGCUACGCUCUGCCAGCUCUGUUAUUAAUCUGAAUCCCAAGGAAAUUAGGACAAUUAUAAGAGUGGUGUCGGUUUUUCCCCUAUACAUAUAUGCUGUGGUGGCUGGUCUCUAGAUCACACUAGAGGUUCAGGUUUAAGAUGUAGCCAGGUCUUUGUGUCAUGUUUGGUGGGCAGCAGCCAACUUGGCCCCAGUACAGACUUUAUCAUUUUAUCAUUAGCCCUAGACACCACAACUACUUCUCUAUCCUUCUGACUCUCUUAUGUACACACCUUAACAAUUAUCUUUACAUCACUCAUUCAAUGAAGUUGUUGUGGAAAACAGAAAAACUCUGAUUAGAUGGAUGGAUACAUUUUAGGAGAAAGUUUGAAGGCCUCAAAACUGAAGCGAAUUUUUUUUUCCAUUUUACAGCCAAAACCAGUUCCAACAGGACCAAAGAGGCCAAGAGGAAGACCUAGAAAAUGGGUAGGACAAAUCUACUGGAAAGACCCUUUAUCAUUCACAUGAAUUUUUCUGUUUAUCCUUGCAAUCUGAUCAGCUAUCAGCAAUGCAAUUUAUUCAUGAGUUGCACUAUUUUUUGCUCUAAAUUGCAUCCUUUUCCUAGCCAAUAAGAGAGUGACACCAAAACGAAAUGACCAAUUAUAUUUCAUGACUUGUUUAAAUUAACUUGUGAAAUUGCAGGGAAGUGAAAAACAAGGGAGCCAUUGUAAAAGUGUUCCUGUUUCCACUUUUUUUUUUAACCAAUGGGUUUAGUGCUGGAUAAUUAAAUAAUUUCUCUGACUAUAAUACUGUGUUUGAGCAGUUAAAUUUUGCAAUUUCAAAAUGGUCAUAAAUCAGUAGUAAUUGAAAUUCAUACAAGUAAUUUCAGAUCAAAUUCCAUUGGGCUCUUAGUUCAAUAAAUUACCAUUAGUAAUCAGUCUAACACUCAGAACAAUCUGUUAUGUUUCUAUAAACUACUUUACUUUAUGUGAAACUAAGCACAAAAAAUACCUUAUAACAUAUACCCUGCACACCCUAUAAUUUCAGUUCAUAUCACAUGCCUUAGUUAGAAAUACAUGAACAGACAGACUUGCAGAGAAACUCAGAAGUCAUCACCUCAGACAGGCUCAAGCUUGAUAAAUAAUCUCUCUUUUGUCGAGAACCACUGAUGCCCACCUGAACUGAGGUAGCAAAACCAAAAUCAGUGAAUUGUUCCUUGGAUGAUAGUACAAGCAUCUUUGUUCCUUGCAAAUCAGAUCCCAACCCUGCCCCAAGCGUUCCUGUAUAAUGGGACUUGAAUUGUCAGCUGCCUAGCUACUACAUGGUGUCUCUUGAAUAUUGGGGUUUACUUAAUGCAGUUUAAGCUCUUCUUCAUUUGGCUGGUAGAUCUCAUAGCAACAUAAUUCUUUUUCUUUGUAACUUCUAAUCAUAUUACAGCCUCUUCCUGAUGCAUCUCAACCAAAAAGAAGCAGAGGAAGACCAAGGAAGAAUGUGAGUAAUGCUCAUGUCAAAAUCAGGGGCACAGGAGUACCCUCUCCUUUUUCAUCUCCCAUACCACUUUCACUUCUGCCCCCCCCCCCUUCCAUAAUCAAGGGCUCCGCUUACAUGUCCUCCUUCACUAAUGUCAAACAUCUCCACUUAAAAAAAAUAAAUAACUGCUUGUUUGUCAAGGAUAUGGUUUUGGAAAGUAAUUGAGAGGAAAGUUUGGUAAAUUCACAAAUUUCAGGACUUCUUAAUGGAAAAUUUUAGUUUCAUUCUAACAGUCAAACAAAUACUGUCCAAAUUCUUGGAAGCAUAUUUUUUAAGCUGACAUUAAUUUUUUGUAGAGUUAGCAUAAUUACAUUCAAAGAAAAAUUUUCCUUUGAUCUCUCCAGAACAAGUUGCUACUUGUAUUACCAGACUCAUCUCUGCACUGAAAACAAGCCAAAGUCGUAACUUUUGUUCAUAUUUUCAUGUAGUUGUAUUUUUAUGCCAAGCUAUGUCUUCUCUUCCAGGCAAAUCCAACUUUAGAACUUCCAACCAUGGUUAAUACCACUACAGAUCAAACAUUGACCAAUGAUACAACAGCAUCUGUGACGGCACCAAUUGCAACUGACAUUGUUCCACCAGAUGAUCUAUUUGACAGUGAUGACAUUGAUUGACUGUGUUGUUGACAGAUUGACUAAUGCUUGUGUGUUCUUGAGGUUGGAAGGUAUAAAAGAGGUGUGAUGAAAAUUGGACACCAACAGUGUUAUUUUGACUCAGUGGUGUAUGGAAAGUAGGCUAUCAAAAGUAUAUAUAUUUAGCUAGAGAGCAGUACAUUAGAUGUUAUUUUGACCCAAGUAAAUAUAAGACAUUCAUAAUUUUAUUACAAAAUUUUCCAUUACACCAAAUAAUUAUAUCAUAGUAAUUAUCCUACAACUCUGCAACUUAUGCACUACUGGUAAUGAUGCAAUGAAAUUAAUAUUUGUAUAAAGUAAAAGUUAUAGUAUAUAAUAGUUUGCUGCAAAGCUCUGGAAAUAUUCCACAUGCUCACUUGCUAAGCUAAUGGCUGAAGUAUAAAAAGAUUAUGGUUGACAUCAGUGUGGUGUCUAAAAUAUCUACUUAGAUUCUUUGGGAAUCUUAAUGUGUUUGAUGUUAUAUUGAUUGUCAAGUUCAUUGACAUUUGAGCAAAGAUGCUUGCAUUGCAAAUCUGCCAAAUGUGAUGCUGUUAGAAUUAAAAUAUUUGUUGUGUAUUGCUAUACCAUGUGUACAUAUUUUAACAUUUUGAAAUUAUAAUGAUAAUCAUUAUCCAUGCAUUCUGACGUAGAAAUCUAAUUUUUACUUUGGAGCAAUUCCAGUCUCAGAGGAACAGUGGACCCACCCCUCCCCUAAUCCAACAGCCGUUAACUGAUAACAACUUGGGGUUAAUGUUGGGUUAGGGGAGAGGUAGGUGUACUGUUGCUCAGAUACUGACAUUGAUUCCUUACUUUUAACACAUACAUGAAUUCAAAUUUUUCAGUUUUGAAAUUUAAAGUAGAACAUUAAAAAUUUAGUCAUCAACAGUUUUUUUUAAUUAUUAACCCUGAUGAAGUGUGGUGGCCAUACCAUUACAAGUUCAACUGGUGAAACAAGGUGAUGAUUGAAUUUCACCCUGUCAUGUUCUAGCCAAUGGUAUGGCUUCAUCAUGUUUUAUCUGCAGUGAAGUUUAGAAGGUCUUUAAAAUGUCCACUGUCCUGAUUCUUUAUUAGGUAAAAUGAAAAUUUUGCAUCAAUGGUAUUCCAUCGAUGUCAAGUCACUUCUAGGAGUUAAAGAGUAUACUUAAAAUUUGAAACUAUCUGUUACAGUUGGGUUGUUUUUGUUUGCUUGUUUGCUUUGUGUUUGGUUGCACAAAAGGUGACUAACAGUACUUGAAUGUCUUGUAUGUUAAGUACUUUUCAUAAAAGUUAAGUAGGCCUUCUAAUGGUCAAAUGAGUUUAAACAUAAGUGUUUAUUGUCAGCUAAAUCAUUUUCUAUCAUUGAUUUUGCUGUAUUUUUCAAUAACGAAUUACCAUAGAAGUUUAAAUUCAAACUAAUGCUGUUUCCAAUGGCCCACAUUCAAUAUUAAUAGUAUAUUCUCCUCUAAAACUGUGUUUAGAAGAAGACAUGACUUCUCCCAUAUUCACACCAAAGCUUAGACAUGUUUUUAAGCUGUUUUGUUGACCAUGAGUUAACAACUUUUUUUUAAUCCAUUGAAGCUGCUUGCACCAAUGUUUGUGGCCUUCAACCAUACCAUUUUCAAGUUGGUGAUUACCUGAAUCCUCAAGGAAAAUUCAGUUUUUCAGUCCUCUGUUUCUGAUUUUCAUUCAGUUAAAACCAGUUUAACUAAAAUGUUUUGCUGGUGUGAAUGGGGUAUGAUGAAAAAAUAUAUAUAUAUAAAUAUUGUGAAAAUAGCAAAUUUUGUCAACUUCUAUCAAUUUCUUUAUUUUCAUGUAGCUAACUUAAAACUUUCACCAUACAAACUCCAGAAAAGCUAAACAAACUAGUAAAUGCAUGGAAGGAAUUUUUAUUUCAUUAUUUAAUUUUUUUCCUUAAUAAUGAUCCCCUGUGAGUCCUGACUGGGUAAACAAAACAAUCUAAUGUCCCAGCUUCUUGUUCUGUAGCACAGAUCAAAAAGAAGGACCAAACAAAUUCUCUUAUUAGAACACAGGAAUGGGCCUUGUUUAACCACACAUAUUAAAAUUGCACCUCUUGGAAGUCUCUAAAAUGGUCAUUACAUGGUAGCAUUAGAGAAGUGAUUUUGAACUCAUCUGAGUUUGCUUGUUAUUGAAAAGCACAAGAGAAAGCAUGUUUCCUAUUGAAAAGGAGACCUUGUUGUUAAUUCUUCCAGGUUUUAACUUUGUUAUGUAAAACCAUACAAAUAAAUGGAAAAAAUAAAAGCCAAAAAUAAAAACCACCUCAGACAUUUGUCAGUAUUUUAGAGCACCUCAUUCAUGGAGCUCCUGCAGUGCAUCAACAUCACUCCAGGAGCUUCCUGUGGCACACUAAUGUCAAUUUUCAUGACAGACUUUGCUGAAGGGUAGGACUGCUUGUAGUCUACAG